AUGGACACAGACCUUAUACCCGCUCCCCUUCAAAAUCUUCCGAAUGUAACUUAUGUUGAGGAGCCCCCUGUUGAUAUCCGCCCAGACCUAUAUAAAACCUCGGUCCUCAAAAGACAUGUCCUUGUGACUGCUGGUCAUGUGGUUGACGACGCCCCAUCCAUUCUGAUCCAUGGGACUGACAACAAGACAUACAAUGCAGAGGUUGUUAAGCAGUUCGAGCGGUUCCUUGGCGUGCCCCGAUUUAGACUGGGGGAGCAAGAUGUACCUGGUCCAGUCUCCCUUAACCAGAUAUGUCUCCUCGAACAGCAAGAAAUCCCCAGUGAAAUACUACAAUGCACCUUUUCAUCCGUCGAUUGUUGUCGCUUAAGUAUGCCGGAUGAUAUUGACGACGACCCUUCGCUUAUGUUCCGUGCCCCGAUGUUUAGUGAUAUGUCGAAACUGUGCAAGUUCAUCGGGAAGGAAUAUGGAAUUCGAGUUCACAAGUAUGGUGCGGCAAGUGGUUUGACCAAUGGGACUCUAUCGGAUAUCCAGCAGCCUGUUCUUGAGCUCCCUGCAUACCGGCUCAAGGUCAAGUGGGACUCACCCGAAGAGCCGUUUGCGGUUGGCGGUGACUCUGGGAGUCUAAUCUGGGCAAAGGAUGGGGAAACCAUUAUUCCUCUAGGUUUGCAUUGCGGAUCUGAUGGGACAAUAAGCUAUUCCUUGUCACUUCAGUCGAUCUGUCAAAACAUCUCAGACUUGCUUGAGGCCGAUUUAUUGUUCUGUGUUUCAGAAGAGUGCGGAUUUGAUGCGGUCUGUGAUAUGCCACCUGUUGACUCCUGA
Aspergillus glaucus CBS 516.65 is the source of this 819-nucleotide messenger RNA. RefSeq lists its product as uncharacterized. NCBI's taxonomy places the organism in Eukaryota, Fungi, Ascomycota, Eurotiomycetes, Eurotiales, Aspergillaceae. The record is from RefSeq and is a predicted model, not a curated record. The transcript has 2 exons. Bases 1 to 819 code for a protein of 272 amino acids.